UGGAGCGCCGUUUGAUUGGUUCAUUGUGUGAGUCUGCGGGAACCUAUUGGUCAGAGCAGCUCGACUACUUCCUGUAAGCGGAGGGACGCGAGUGUGGCGGAUGUGCAGGAGCUCUCAGCUGGGGGAUGCUGUGUGCCGCGAGGUAGCGGUCUGUCCAUCGCAAGAAAGAGCCUGUGGCAGUCUAGAUGUAAGCAGAAAGCCAGAGGCAUUUUAUGAAACCGCUGAAUGAUCACUUUUCUCUAGGAUAAAUUGAACCAAGCAAGACACUGAAAAGUCAUUAUGACUACAGAAACCUUUGUGAAAGAUGUAAAGCCUGGACUGAAGAACCUGAGUGUUCUAUUUAUUGUCCUGGAAACAGGGAGAGUAACCAAGACUAAAGAUGGCCAUGAAGUGAGAACAUGUAAAGUGGCUGACAAAACUGGUAGUAUUAACAUCUCCGUGUGGGACGAAUUGGGGAACUUUAUCCAGCCAGGAGACAUAAUCCGGCUCAGUAAAGGAUAUGCUUCUUUAUUUAAGGGUUGCCUGACUCUCUACACGGGAAGGGGAGGUGACCUACAGAAGAUUGGAGAAUUCUGUAUGGUUUAUUCCGAAGUGCCCAAUUUUAGUGAACCCAACCCAGAAUAUAUCGCCCAGCAGUCCCAAAGCAAGCAGGGUCAGCAAGAGAGUGGCACUGGGACAAACAAUCACAAUUCGUCCAGUCCAGCUCCUCCAGCAUCUGAUCUAGAAAAUGGCAAUGGAUCUAACAGCUCUGGGCCUCCCGCCCACCAAUCCACGGCUCCUGCUCACUCGGCCAGCGGGCGGAUUACACGCAGCCAACCCAACCACUCGCUUCCUGGAGCCCCAAACUCUGUUAGUAACGGAAAAGAGUCACGUCGCACAGGAAAAAGAUAGCAGCCACAACCUUCUCAAAUAAGCGAAUUCACCUCCCCCUUCGCCUCAAAGCACAUAUGUCAAGCGUGAAGGGGGAAUGAGAUAAUGUUACCUACUUUCUCUCGUUACCGAAUAGUUCAAGCGUCUCUGAUUUGCACCAGUAUAAAAGACAUUGGGUGAAUGCAAGCCAAAUUCCGGAUGUGACAUGGAGUAUAUCAGCCAAUUCCCCAAUAUUUCCUGAAUGCCUUAUUGUAUUUAGACAGAUUUCAGGAGCUUCUCAUUGUUACAAUUUAAAAAGAUUUUCUAGCACUGUGCGUUUCCGAAGGAAGGUGGUUAUGAAGUUGGGCUUUAACUACAAUGCUUCAUAUUCACACUUGAGCUGUUUCUUAGGGCAAAAACAGAAUCAAUCAUGUAUUAUCCACAGCCAUAUGCGUGUAACCCCCUUCCAAAAUUAUAAUGUGGAAUUGCCUUUUAGAACUAUACACUAGGCUAUUGCCAAAUGUAGGGAUAAUAGCUAAAUAAAUACAGGUUGCUUAAAUAAUGGGACCUCUAGUGAUUUGCUAAGUUUACAGUGUCGGUUGUUUAGAUAUCAAUACAACCUACCCCCCCAAAAAAAAACAAAAGUCAAUACAAAAAAAUUGCCAGUAGGCUGACACUUCUGCAAUAGAACCAUUAAAGUACAAAGCCACCAUUAAAAGCCAGUGUUUUUGUAUUUGUCAAUGUGUGCUAGUAGGCAAACUCGGAAUCUUUCUUACAACACUGAAUGAGGCCUUACUAUUAGAGGAUGACCAUAGAUCUAUGGACAAUUCCUAAAGGAAGUGCUUAUUUUCACCAGGUUACCUGCAGCAUUUUAGGGAUCAGAGGUGCCGUGCAGUGAUAAGGACAAAUAAGGAUCCCUUUCCUGUGUUCUGUGAACAUAAAGGUGUUUUGUUUUUGAACGCUGCCAGGCUUUUUAUCAAGGGAUUGAGUUUUUAUCAUUCACAAUAUCACCUCUACACUACAUUUAGGUUUCCCAUCUCUGCCAAAAGAAAGUGCCAUCUGUACGGUUGACCUUGCUUCAACGAUUUAGAAAAUAGCACCCCUAAUUCACUAAUGAUUAGGUAUGAAAUUAGUCAAUAUUAUUUGAUAAAUACAGUAUAAAAUGAGAACAAGCAUAGUGGCACAAAGGGUAAUUCAAAGUGUUUUGUUGCCAUGCAAUUGGUCCUGAGUGGGGCUGUCCACCCACCAUGCUGGAGAAACGAUUACGUGACGAGAUGCUCACAAUCUUUUCUUCCAUUAUUCUUAAAAAAUAAAAAAGCAGAAAGGGUCUUGAAGAAACCUGCACAAGAGCCUUGUAGGAACUAUGAAGAGCCCAUUUCCUGUCUUUGUUUUUAUUCCUCGGCCUAAAGUUCUUUAUUUCUGGAUCUGGAGCACAAACCACCUAAUGUUAGACUCUCUAUUGAUAUCCAAUUUUUUUUGUUUUCAGUUAAAAUAAAAACCUGUUGUGAUUCCUCA
Molecule: messenger RNA, 2364 nt
Organism: Xenopus laevis (African clawed frog)
Lineage: Eukaryota; Metazoa; Chordata; Amphibia; Anura; Pipidae
Gene: nabp2.L
Product: nucleic acid binding protein 2 L homeolog
Exons: 8
Coding region: 280-891 (203 amino acids)
Biological process (GO): mitotic G2/M transition checkpoint; response to ionizing radiation; double-strand break repair via homologous recombination
Cellular component (GO): nucleus; chromosome; SOSS complex
Molecular function (GO): DNA binding
Source: RefSeq, a predicted model, not a curated record